This is a messenger RNA of Oreochromis niloticus (Nile tilapia), 3243 nucleotides long. RefSeq names its product guanine nucleotide-binding protein subunit alpha-14. Gene Ontology annotation, cellular component: cytoplasm; heterotrimeric G-protein complex. Lineage: Eukaryota; Metazoa; Chordata; Actinopteri; Cichliformes; Cichlidae. The transcript is spliced from 8 exons. Gene Ontology annotation, molecular function: guanyl nucleotide binding; GTPase activity; G-protein beta/gamma-subunit complex binding. The coding region runs from base 1032 to 2096 and encodes 354 amino acids. The record is from RefSeq and is a predicted model, not a curated record. Gene Ontology annotation, biological process: phospholipase C-activating dopamine receptor signaling pathway; adenylate cyclase-modulating G protein-coupled receptor signaling pathway.
CUUGUAAAGUAGAACUCUAAACCGUACAAAGGCCUGUUCAAUGGAUCCAGGAUACUGUAAGGAUCAUCACUGAAAGGAUGAAGGAUGAGGUCUUUUUCUCUGUCAGAUGGUUAAAAAGAUAGGUUAAAGAAAAAACAGAAUCAGAUGUGGUCUUAAUUGAUUUUAAAUGGGAGCGAAAACUUUGCUAAACUGUUCCCACUACAUGCUCAGCUUCGAUGAUAAAUGGAGAGUAAACUGCCUGAAGACUACUUGUGAUUAUUUGUGUUAUCUAACACUAAUUUACAACUUUAGUUGUUUAGUUGUCAUCUUUUUCUGAGAAAAAGAAAAGGGUCGGUUAAGUUCAGGGUAAUGUUUUCAGAGAAUGCUGUUUUAUGAUUAUUAAUGAGACCCAAAGAGCGAGAAGUGUUUACUGGCUCAGCACCAUUUAACAUUUGAAGGGUGGAACACACUUAUGUAACUUAAUAUCCACAGUCUUAGUACUUUCUUUGUGAACAGGAAAAAUAUUUUUCCAGGCAUCUUAAAGAAAAAAAAUCCUCAUAUUUUAAUUAGUCGUUAUAUAUGUGAACUUUUCGCUUCUUGUGAUCAUUUGCCAUAUAUACCGCCACCACUGACUGCUCAUGCUCUGGAUAAAUGCUCUGAUUACCUCGCUUACAUUCUCAAAAACCCUCCUGCAAUAUUACAAAACAGGUGCAACACAUGCAAAGCCUUUCACGCAGAUGUGACUCAUUCCUUCACUGUUGGCCUUCCCGUCCUCUAGCGGCCGUGAGGUGACUGUGCGGAUGCUCUGGAGCAGGAUGCUUCACCACCCCCCCUCCCUCUUCCCUGCUGCCGAAAUGCUAAAUGCGUUUCCUGUCCCUGGAUCUCAUGAAUUACGAGUGUGAUAUUAUAGAAGCUUCCAAGGAAAGCGAGCACAGCAUGGAGCACUUCUAAGAAUGAGCCACGGCACUCCAUGUCCGAUUAAAAACCAUCUACAGCCUGCGACAUUUUUACAGCCGAGGGGUCGUUGGAGAGCAACCUGGUGACUUUCAGCGAUGGCUGGAUGCUGUGUUUCAGCGGAGGAGAGAGAGAACCAGAGGAUCAACGAGGAGAUUGAGAAGCAGCUACGGAGGGACAAGAAGGACUCUCGCAGGGAGCUCAAGUUGCUGCUUUUAGGCACUGGAGAGAGUGGAAAGAGCACCUUUAUCAAACAAAUGAGGAUUAUCCAUGGAGGAGGAUAUACAGACGAGGACAAGAGGAGCUAUGCCAAGCUGGUGUACCAGAACAUCUACACCUCCAUGCAGACAAUGGUCCGAGCUAUGGAGACUCUCGGUAUAUCUUUCACUGAUCCCCAGAACCAGAGUCAUGCCAGCGCAGUCCUGGAGGUGGAGGUUGAUAAGGUGGAGGACUUAGAUAGCAACCUCGCCAUGGCUGUCAAGAGUCUGUGGAAUGAUCCUGGAAUACAGGAGUGCUAUGAUCGGCGCAGGGAGUACCAGCUGUCUGACUCCACCAAAUACUAUCUCACAGAUCUGGAUCGUAUUUCACAGCCCUCAUACAUACCUGACCUUCAGGACAUCCUCAGAGUCCGAGUGCCGACCACCGGUAUCAUUGAAUACCCCUUUGACAUGGAGAAUGUAAUUUUCAGGAUGGUUGAUGUGGGUGGUCAAAGAUCAGAGCGGAGAAAGUGGAUCCACUGCUUUGAGAACGUCACCUCCAUCAUUUUCUUGGUGGCACUCAGCGAAUAUGAUCAGGUCCUGGCCGAGUGCGACAAUGAGAACCGCAUGGAGGAGAGCAAGGCCCUGUUCAAGACCAUCAUCACUUACCCCUGGUUCCAGCGCUCGUCUGUCAUACUUUUCCUCAACAAGACCGACAUCCUCAAGGAGAAGAUCAUGUACUCUCAUUUAUCCACCUACUUCCCUGAAUUCACAGGACCUCAGCAGGAUCAAGUAGCAGCUCAAGAAUUCAUCCUGAAAAUGUACCAAGAACAAAACCCGGAGAAGGACAAGACGUUGUACUCUCACUUCACCUGCGCCACAGACACAGAAAACAUCCGCUUCGUCUUCGUGGCCGUCAAAGACACCAUCCUCAGGCACAACCUCAAGGAAUUCAACCUGGUGUAGAAGGUGGCAUACAGCACAGGAGCAAAUGCAUACAAGAGAAGACCUGAGUAAAUUUGAAAUAGAAAAGAAUCUAAUUAUCAAUCAAGCUUAAACCAAAAAAAAGAAUUUUUUUUUUAAUUGUUUCAUUUCUAACAAGGGAGAUCCAAAAAAGAGAGAAUACAAAUAUCCUGUACCAGACAUACUCAGACCAGUCACCAUCUAACAUGAAACUGUGUGUAGAUGCUUUAGUUUCCCUUGUAGUGUUUUAGUAUUUGCUGUAAAUGAUACUUUACAGUGGAAAUGAGAAAGUGAAAAUUAGUAGCAAGUAAAUGACCCAUUGUGUGAACUACUUAUUUAAAUAGACAUAUGAUCUGAGUGCUUUAAUGUAUGUAAAUGUAUCCCCAUGUAAUAGUUUGAUAAGGAUGCUCUUUAGCCCGGUUUUGUGAUUUCAUAAUGUUUAGAAAUGGUUGCUCUAAAACUGAGAUGCAUGUAAGUGCCUUAUUUACUCAGGACAGUCAGUAGAGCCACGGAGUUCAUCGAGUUUCAGAUGUAAAUAGUCUGAGAUGUGCUUUAGGAAAAAAAAUACACAACUGUUUCUUCUAUUUAUGGUUAUUUUCAAUAAAGAGAUAUAAUUAUUUAAUAAAGAGUACAAGUCAAGUGCCUGAUGUUUUCUUGGUGCAAGGAAUAAACUAAGACAGAAAAAAAACUUCAAAAAAACUUUUAUUUUUAUUGAAAAAAACAUGAAAAAAAAGCCACUGCAGUGAAUAAUUUGUUCCCCGAAAACAAAACGACGUAAAUGGCAGCAGAAAGUAUUUAGUGAUAUUAAACCGUGAUGCACCCAAGACCAAAAUCAAAUCUUUGAAAUAUACAUCAGAGUAAACAGCAGCUGAUAAUAAUAAUUAGCAUUUCUUUAUUUUCAAUAUAUACCUUUUCUCUGUAUAAUUCAUCAGCAUGUUUGGCAUUGCAUAUGUGUGGUAUAAAAACAUAAAAAUCACGAAAUUACAUACUGCAACCUCCUCAUAAAGUCUGAUGCGAGGAUGGAUAUUUACAGAUAGACAUCAUAUUAGGUCAUAUACAGCAGACUGAUGCAUGUAAGUACAGUAUAAAAAUAGCAUGCAUCUCUGACUCACACACUCAACAGUCUUUAUUCUGAAAUGUAUAAAAAAUA